This is a messenger RNA of Histoplasma capsulatum G186AR, 1524 nucleotides long. Its product is annotated as lactose permease. NCBI's taxonomy places the organism in Eukaryota, Fungi, Ascomycota, Eurotiomycetes, Onygenales, Ajellomycetaceae. The record is from RefSeq and is a predicted model, not a curated record. Gene Ontology annotation, cellular component: membrane. Bases 1 to 1524 code for a protein of 507 amino acids. The transcript has 8 exons. Gene Ontology annotation, molecular function: carbohydrate:proton symporter activity. Gene Ontology annotation, biological process: carbohydrate transport; transmembrane transport.
AUGCUCGACUCGAAGCCGCUGGCGUUUUGUGGUUUCCGCAAACACGCCCUAGAAAACGUCCCCCAAGGUUCCAUGAUUUUGACCAUCUUGACAGCUCGCUUCAACUCCAAUCCCUACUGGGUUACGAGACGGCGAAAAUUUCUUUCCGAUGUUCUCCUGACACCUCGUAGGAUGGAGAGAGUCAAAUCAGUCCCUAAGAACGAGGAUGGCGCAGGCGAUGAUACCAUCGAGGCCUUGGGAAAUGAAAAGCUGGUCGACAUAUUGGCCCACUCCAAGCCCAACUGGCUAGGCAGUGGGUAUCUGCGCAUGUAUCUCUUUUGCGCCCUCAUCUUUCUGACAUCAACUAUGAACGGACUUGACGGCAGCUUAAUGGGCAGCAUAAACACCCUCCCCAGCUACGUCAAAUAUUAUCACCUUCCCCCAUCAGGCAAUGCAGGAACAGGACUUGUCUUCGCGAUUUUCAAUGGUUCCAUAACUGCUACUUCCGCCGUUUAUGCAAGCCAUAAAUACCUUGGGAAUCAGGCGAACGCUGAUUGGCGUACCCCUUUAUGGGUUCAAAUGCUUUGCCCGGGGAUUGUAUGUCUGGGAAUUUGGUUCUGCCCUGAAUCUCCGAGAUGGCUGAUCGGGAACGAGCGAGAUGAUGAAGCAAGGGCCAUAUUGGUCAAAUACCACGCAAACGGUGACUCCAAUCACCCGCUGGUUAAACUUGAAAUGGCCGAAAUGGUCGAGUCUCUGAGAAGAGAAGGCAUGUUGACUUGGCGGAACUUUUUUGAUCUCCGGGUGCUCUUUAAGUCUCGUUCCCGUCGAUAUAGGAUGAUGCUCAAUGUCUCCUUUUCGUGGUUUGGGCAAUUCUCCGGUAACAACAUUGCAUCGUAUUACCUACCUUACCUCCUUGAAAACGUUGGAGUAGCCGAUACCAACACCAAGCUCCUCCUCAACAUCGUUUAUGCCAUCACAGGCUGGAUCCCAGCAAUGGUUGGGGCACGCUGCCACGAUAUAAUCGGGCGGCGCAAGAUGUUGCUAGGCUGUACCGCGGGCAUGGCAGUCUGCCUUGCAAUUGCUGCAGGUACGGCUGCCGGCUACAUCAACACUGGAAGCAGAUCGUCCUCAUCCGCCUCGAUCGCAUUUAUCUAUUUAUUUGGCUCGGUGUUUGCGUUCGCGUUCACCUCGAUGCAACCAGUGUAUCCCGGGGAGGUUAUGUCAAAUGAUAUGAGAGGCAAGGGCAUGGGCGUUUCCCAGCUUACUUCUGGCCUAGCGGGCUUUGUCAAUACCUUUGCGGCACCGGUUGCGUUGAAGAAUAUCAGAUAUUGGUUCUAUGUAUUCUUCGUCUUUUGGGACCUGUUCGAGUUUGCGUUUAUCUACUUCUUCUACGUGGAAACGAACGGACGCACGCUGGAAGAACUUGAUGAGGUGUUUGAAGCGCCUAAUCCGCGCAAAGCUAGUACGGCCCCUACUGCCUUGCCGCGACAACUUCCCGUCGGCCAAAUUGACGAAGAGGAGCCGAAGCACGAGGCUGUUGUUUAG